Molecule: messenger RNA, 1421 nt
Organism: Ectocarpus siliculosus
Lineage: Eukaryota; Phaeophyceae; Ectocarpales; Ectocarpaceae
Source: the annotation of a GenBank genome assembly
GUCAAAAGCGGGUUGAUCCUUGAUUGGAGAGAUCGAAGGAACACACAGGACGAGAGGUAGCAGCCACCUCAGUAGCACGUCUGCAGGCAAACGGAGGAACGGGUGCGGGUUUGGGCAGGCCCGAAGCGCCGAGGCAGAGAGCGCCGUUCCGCCGCCAAAAAAUGGUGAUGGUUGGGAGACGUCUCUCGUCGAUUUUCCUGUGCUGCUGCUGUGCGUUGAGUCUGUGGAGCCAUGGAGUGUUCGGAAUCUCCUACUACGUUAGCAGCUGCAAAGACUUCCUGAGUCUGCCCACGCCAAUGCAAGACGACACGCACGUGAUCGUUCUCGAGAACAUCGCCUGCAAGCUGCCGCGAGCUGUUAUCGUGUCCGGACCGUACGCGUUUCUCGUGUCCUCGGAGUUGGCGAGCCUGACCUUCGAGAAUCUUCGAUUCAGCAUCAAGGACGGUGCGGACUUUUUCUUGAACCUCUCCUCGGACGAAUACCAGGGAACCGUCGCCUUCGUCGGCACGAGCCCACAGCAAUCGCACGGAGGAACUUUCAAGAUCGAGCUCGGGGCGAGCUUGACCUUCGGGGCCCCGGUUAUCUUCAUGGGGAGCUCCGUGGUUGCGGGCAAGCGGGGAGGGGCGAUCUACAACAACGGUUACCUUACGUUCGAGCACUCGGCGAAGUUCGCGAAUUGCAGCGUGGUGAGCGAGGACGGCGAGGCGCCAACAACCCCAACCCUCAAGCCCGGUAUCAGUUUGGACGACGCUUCCGGGCUCCCAGGCACUGCUGCAGCUUUCGCCGAUGCCGCGGUCUCGACGAACGUCGAGCCGGCGCAUCCGGUACCUCACUGGGGCUGUGGAGGGGCCUUGUACAACGGGGAGAGCGCGCAGGCGUCCUUCCAAGACGUGACUUGGUUCAACGACAACAUCGCCGGGGUAGGCAGUGCCGGGGGCGCAGUUUGUAAUGAAGGGGUGGCUUCCUUCUCUAGCCGAACGUACUUCACCGGGAACACUGUACCCGAACACUCGUUGUACGGGAGGGGCGAGGGGGGCGCCUUGUUUACCGCCGCCGGUGCGGUUACGACGUUGGUCCGGAAGGCUAACUUUCGCAACAACAGGAGCGGGGGCGAGGGGGGGGCGAUUUACAGUGCGGGGAUCACGACGCUACAAGGGAGCGGGGUCUUCUACGGGAACAUGGCGUGGGGGUGGGCGUCAGGGCGAGGGGGCCACGUGUUUUCCUCGGGGGUGUUCGAGGUCAAGCGGGACACAUCGUUUAGAUCGGGAAGAGCAUCCCACGAUGGAGGAGCGCUGUUUGUUAGUGACAUCGGUGAGGCUUGUUUCGACGGAGAGCUAGGGUUUCACGGUAACGAAGCGGCGCGACAAUGUCACGAUGUUUACGAUGCGAGCAGCAAGACCGUCUGCCUUUCGGUGGGAUGA